AUGCCAAAACGGCAAAUGUGGAAUGAAGUUAAUGAGGCUUACCAAGUUUUAUCUGACCCUGCUAAAAAGAGCGAAUACGAUGAAAGAUUACCAAGAAAAUCGCAAUCUUCCAGAAGCAAAACAAGUUACACGAAUAAUUCUAAUUCCAAUUAUACGAACACUCGAAAUUAUCCAAGCAGCAAUGAUUACAAUGAUUAUCUUCGAAGAAAGCAGCAGGAGGCGGAAGAGUUAGAAAGAGAAGCCAUACGAAGA
This is a messenger RNA of Racocetra persica, 252 nucleotides long. The record is from the annotation of a GenBank genome assembly. Lineage: Eukaryota; Fungi; Glomeromycota; Glomeromycetes; Diversisporales; Gigasporaceae.